Messenger RNA from Entamoeba dispar SAW760, 315 nucleotides. RefSeq lists its product as uncharacterized. The record is from RefSeq and is a predicted model, not a curated record. NCBI's taxonomy places the organism in Eukaryota, Evosea, Mastigamoebida, Endamoebidae. Bases 1 to 315 code for a protein of 104 amino acids. The transcript is spliced from 2 exons.
AUGAAACAUUGUUCAUUUUAUUUUUCUUUUUUCCUUUUUUUCCAUGUUUUUUGGAAAUUCUAUUAUUACCACUUUUUAUAUUCUUUUUAUUUUCUAAUAUUUUUUACCAUUCAAACAAUUAGUAAUCAACCAAGUUGUUUAAUUAUUUAUCAUUCACUUCAACUAGUACACAUAUUACUAUUUCUCAAUUUAAUACAUCUAAUAAUAUUCUUCUCUAUAUUGUUGUUUAAAAUAUUCUUAAAUUUUUCAACGCAUUUGUACGUUCAUUUAAUCUUGUUAUUUUUAUAUUACCUUGUUCUUUUCUAUAUGUUUUAA